GAAUAGUGAUCAGUGCUGAACGUCAGGAGGGGCGGGGGGCAGGAAAGAGUAAACACUGUGUGCCCAGGGGCGUACAAGUGCACAUCUGUGAGAGUCUUCAGUGGGGUGGGGACCCAAAUGUUAAGAGCUCUGCGACUGAAGCCGUGCAAGCAGCUCAUCUCCCAGCUUAGCACCACUACUGCGUCCUCCCAUCAGCCAGAUGAAGACUGCCAGGGUGUACUUCAUCACCGUGCUGGCCAUGAUGACCGCCCUUGAAACAGCAUCAGAGGCCUCCCAAAUCAUGUUGACCCAGGAUCCGAGGCGGAAUCUCUUCACAGUGGGUGAAACCAUCAAAUUUAUUUGUCAAGUAAAUUCCUCAGAUGUAUCCUGGCAGUAUUCCUGGUCCAAAGUCAUCAACGGCAAGAAGAUUUCCCUGAAGACUGAAGAAACGCAAAACAGUAGUGUCUACACCAUCACACUGGUGACCUUGGCCGAUGCGGGACAGUAUGUCUGUGAAGCAACGCAAAGUAACGGGACCCACUCAGCUAAUGUCACAGUCCAAGUUGCAGAAGCAUUUAAAACAACUUUGAGCCGAGAUGUCGACGGCCUAGUUCUGAAUGGAGAAGCUGUUACCUUACAGUGUCUGGACCAUGCAAAUUAUUCCUCUGGAACCUAUUUGUUUUACUAUGGCCAGGACGGGCCAGAACACUUGAUUCAUAGCAGCAAAAGCUCAGACUACACCAUCAAUUGUGCUGAGAAAGUUAAUGAAGGCAAAUACUGGUGCCGCUCCCAAAGACAAGACUAUCCUUACUCUUCAGGCAUCAGCAAUUACAUUUUGCUGGAAGUCAACGAAAGACCACUUGUUACUUUCAAUGUGACUACGACUGAAACUGGAGAGAUCUAUGAAACAGAAUUUGUGACAAUGAAAUGCCAAAUUGGACUAGAAUAUCCCAAACAUAACUGGACGUACCGCAUCUACAGAGCUGAGAAGGAACUCUUCACUACUUCUAUUUGGGAAAAUUCUGUAAUGUUCUCAUUCCUAGCCAAUGUGUCUAAAUCUGGACAAUAUAUAUGUACAGUGGAGAGGACUAAUCAUAACACAUGUUUUAAAGCAAACGCCGUACUGGACUUAGAAAUACUCCCACUGCCUAAACCUGAAUUGUUCUAUCAGCAAACUGAAAACUCCCUUCAUCUGAGCUGCUCCAUUAAGGGAAAUGGUUGGAAAUAUUACUGGUACAAAAGCAAACAGAACAUAUCUGGUAGUGUUUGGCAAAGUACUGUUGAAGGGAAUAUAACUGUACCUGUGAACAGUGUGGACAAUGAGACUUACUUUUGGUGUCAGGGUCAAAUGAAGACCAAGCAGUCACUUUACUCAGAAUACAUUCAGCAUUUUCAGCCUUUUGUAAAUGAAGAAGAGGUCCAGAAGUCAUCUACGUUUCAUUCUCCUCCAGCAGACAGCUCUGAGGAUACCCAACAUCCACUCCCAACGUCCAUUUCCCCCAAACGUUCAGACCGCGAAAAGAGUGAAACUGAAGACAAAUCCCAACAGGCAUCCCAUUUGGGGAAAGGAAACCCUGCAGAAAAGAAAUCCAAAACCAAUGAGGACAAGACUCCAACAAGUAUGUGGCUCUGGAUUGCUGUGGGUAUUGGCUCAGCGUUGAUCAUUGUGGCCCUGGUAUCAGUAGCUCUGCUGAUCCCAAACAAGAGAUACUCAGUAACCAAGUCCAUCCACUUUCGGAGGCGAGGUGUGCAACUGAUCCGCUAUGAACAGCAGAUGGAUACUGGAAGUUCCAGGUCAAUUAACAAAACUUCUGUGUAACUGUACCCAAAAUGAACAUAAGUAACCUUUAAGGACAGAGCGUUUGUGGUAGAGAAAAGGUGUGGAAGAUGACUUGGUGGCACAAUGAGACGGCUGGUACACUGUGUGUUUCAGAGGCAGAGUCUCUUCUACAUUUCCUAAUUCAAGGCAUUGCUUCUUAAAACUAGACUGAACAGCUACUGUAUGAACACUAUAUAGUACUGUAUGUGUGAGAAUAAGUGUACGGUAUAGGAUAGUGAUGUGAUAUGCCGUCACUCUCACAUGGAUGAUGUCCUUCUUUUCUGUCUUUUGUUAAUGUAAUGGAUGUUAAAGCCUUCAUUAAUAUCAAGUGCCUCCACGAAUCCAUGAAACGUAUACAAGGCACCAGUCCAAUCUCUUUUUAAUAUGUUUUAUUUUAAAUAGAAGGAGCCUUAUUUUAUUAAAAUUAAAUAGUGAAAUAAAAAUUAUAAAAUUUUCCCACAUGUUGUGACACUGGGAGCUGCAGUCUUUUCUCACACUUAACAACUCAUUUGUACUGAGAGCUGAUUGGAGGCAGGCACACAUUCUGCCAUCUUAAUCUAAUUCAAGGCAGUGAUGGUAAGAGACCAUCCUGACAGCAGCAGUGGUCCAUUGCAGACAAAUCCCACAAAACAUUCUCUUGGUAAAAUCAUAGAAGCAUUACUUAAAAGUGUCCUUUUUAAAGGGUAAAGCGACGGCUAGCGUUGGUAUGUUCCUAAAGUUUGGUCUGCAUGAACGCAAUUACAUCUACAAAAAAAAUAGACUUUUUAAUGAUUCUAUAAUAUAGUACAAAAGAGGCAUAACAGCCCAUAAAAUGGCUAAGGCUUAGCAUCUCAGAAAGGGAGAGUAAAACCAAAAUAAUCCGUGGUUUAAAUUAUCAAAAAUAUUAAUAUUUAAUUUAUUAAAUUAAAUACAGAAAAUACAACAAUGCAAGACAAAGAAUCAAAAUUCCAAAAGAUAUCAAAAAAAAUGUAAAAAAUUAAAAAAGGCACUAAAUACAAAAUGAAACUAAAUAUAAAAAUAUCGGAAAGGAAUCCAAAAUCCAAGAUAAAACUGUUAGGAAAUUAGCCAGGGUUUCAAAACCUUGGCUCAAAUGUGUUUCUUUUUAUUUAAUUUUGUUUAUUUUUCUUUAAAUGUUGCUUUGUUAAUGAAUAUGUUUUUAUUUGUAUUUUAUUUUUAUUUUACAAAUAUUGUUUUGUUGCAUUGUGUUAAUAAUUAUGUAUUUAUUAGUCUUUUAUAUUAUGCCACUCGUCCUCUUUACGUUGAGCCUUAGGGGGCAGUGCCACCUGACACUCUACCUGUAAGGCUGCCUUUAGGCCUCUAAAAGUCGGAGUUAAACUUUUGUUGUAAAAGUCAUCUUUGGAUUUUGGAUUUCACUUUUUAAAUUUUUUUUAUAUUUAUUUAUUUUUAAUGAUUUUUGUGUAUGGUUACUGUUAAGGUUUGUCUUUUGGUAUAUAGUAUGUUAUUUUUGAUUUCUGUUUUGCUUUUGUCUUUAUCAUUGUUCUUCACUUUUAACAUUUUGUUUAAUAAAACUUUAAACAUAAA
Erpetoichthys calabaricus (reedfish) is the source of this 3340-nucleotide messenger RNA. Its product is annotated as basement membrane-specific heparan sulfate proteoglycan core protein-like. The transcript is spliced from 10 exons. The coding region runs from base 200 to 1798 and encodes 532 amino acids. Gene Ontology annotation, biological process: cell surface receptor signaling pathway. Gene Ontology annotation, molecular function: transmembrane signaling receptor activity. NCBI's taxonomy places the organism in Eukaryota, Metazoa, Chordata, Cladistia, Polypteriformes, Polypteridae. The record is from RefSeq and is a predicted model, not a curated record.